Molecule: messenger RNA, 210 nt
Organism: Metarhizium brunneum ARSEF 3297
Lineage: Eukaryota; Fungi; Ascomycota; Sordariomycetes; Hypocreales; Clavicipitaceae
Source: RefSeq, a predicted model, not a curated record
AUGGCAUCAUCCAGCUUCAAGAGGCUUGUCCGAUUCGUCCCUACUUCGGAUUCCAGUAAGAUUCUCAUAGGUCAACCCAUCGAUGACAGCAUCGACGUUGGCGCCGCGCUUCGAAAGGGCCAGAAGGUCGAGGUUGAGGUUUUCUCUGGGUCAUCUGUCCUAAGUCCAGGACAAAGAUCUACGAGCCGCGACACGAUUCAAAAACUGUAG